This is a messenger RNA of Asparagus officinalis (garden asparagus), 603 nucleotides long. RefSeq lists its product as uncharacterized. The record is from RefSeq and is a predicted model, not a curated record. NCBI's taxonomy places the organism in Eukaryota, Viridiplantae, Streptophyta, Magnoliopsida, Asparagales, Asparagaceae. The transcript has 2 exons. Bases 1 to 603 code for a protein of 200 amino acids.
AUGGCAGCAUGCUCCUUUGAUCAUACUUUUCUGUAUGUGGCUGUUGGAUGGGAGGGAUCAGCAUCUGAUAUGUUAGUUCUUCAUGCAACACUGGAAGAUGGUAAAUUUAAUGUUCAUGAAGGUCGCUUUUACUUAGUUGACUCGGGAUAUGCUAAUACUUCAAAAUUUAUCUCCCCAUAUCGUGGAUCACGCUAUCAUCUUGGAGAUUUUGCAAAUGGGACCAUCAGAGCCUAUCGAGAUACUAAAGACAAAUAUAAUCAUAGGCAUGCACAACUACGUAAUGCACUGAAAAAAGCAUGUGGAAUUUUAAAACGAAGAUUCAAAAUUUUGAAAGUUGCUGCUCCAUUUCCUUAUAAAACUCAAGUCAAAAUUGUAGUAGCUUGUUGUGCUCUUCAUAAUUUUAUUGCAAGGCAUCAGGGAAAUAAUAAAUACUUUAAUAUGCUCAAUGGAUUAGAGAUGAAUGAGCAUGAAGAUGAGGUGGAUGAGGAAGAAGAUAAAUACUUUAAUAUGCUCAAUGGAUUAGAGAUGAAUGAGCAUGAAGAUGAGGUGGAUGAGGAAGAAGACCCCCAAUACAUGGUUGGUCAAUGGAUUAGAGAUGAAUGA